Pistacia vera is the source of this 1178-nucleotide messenger RNA. RefSeq lists its product as uncharacterized. NCBI's taxonomy places the organism in Eukaryota, Viridiplantae, Streptophyta, Magnoliopsida, Sapindales, Anacardiaceae. The record is from RefSeq and is a predicted model, not a curated record. The transcript has 3 exons. The coding region runs from base 167 to 1090 and encodes 307 amino acids.
UUAUUCUGAUUCUGAAGUUGUAUAAUUUCUUUUAGUUGUUAUUCCUUUAUUUCUGGGAUAUUAGCCUUUCACAUAUAUAGUAGAAGUAUUAAAACAUAACAAUUACUUUUUUUUUUAAAAAAAAAAAAAAAGAAAAGAAAAGGAAGAAGAAGAAGAAGAAUUCGACAUGCAGUCUUUUUGUUUCUUCUUCUCAUUAAUAUGGGAUAAAUUUAACGGAGUUGAAGUUUUGGGAGCAAUUCUUUUGGCCAUCAGUUCAAAAGCUGAAAAGCUAUUAAAGGCAUCUCCAUCUGCGAAGGAAACUAGGCUUCUCAACACAAAUGGCCGUACCAGUUUCAGGGAGCAUUUACCGCGCCACACAUUAUCCAUUGACUUUGAUGGUGAAGAGGAUAUCUUCUUCGAUUGUGAAGAAUGGCCAUUGCCAGAAUCCGAACCUGAGGAUGAUUUUCAAAGUGCUAAUGGCGAUUUCAGCCCUUGUUCAAGUAGCUCUGAGUCUGAAAGCUCGAUGAUAGUCAUGGGGAUGAGUAUGGGCAUGGGUUUGAGUAUGGACAUGGGGAUGAGGAGGGGGGUGAGCAUGGAAAUGGACAUGGACACGAGGAUGACGAUGGCCAAUGGCAUAAAGAAUAAAACUGUUCUUUCCAAAAACGAACCGCCUCGGGAUUUCCUAGCAAGAGAAAGGAACCUCUCUCACUUCUUUCAUCAGGAUCACUUCUGGAAUUACGGGUACAAAUAUAAAGAUUUUGAGCGUCAUAAGCAAGAAGGCGAAACAUUAGAGAAUGGGAGAAAACUAGCUCAGUUUCUUGAGGAUAGCUAUUGGGUUAAUCAAGCAGGCGGUGUUGACCGUCACAAGAAGAUUUUCCCUUGCUUACCAACCACCAUAGACCGUCCUAGGUCAAAAAGAAAACCGCCUUCUUCUUUCUCAGACGCCAUGCCUCCGCCUCCGCCUCAGCCGCAACCUGACAAUGAUGAGUCUAAAACACGGAAGAGAAACAUGAGGAAGCAUAGUCGCUGCACUAAUUGCCUUCCAAAAGCUUUCAGUUGGCUUCACUGUAGGGGAAGGAAGAAGCUAAGCCCUGCUCCUAUUGAAGAGUAAGAAACCACCCAUUAUUUUAAUAUUUUUUUUACUUAUUUCCAUAAAAGUUAACACCAACUAUGAAGCUGGUAUGUAAUUGUAAAUGCAU